This is a messenger RNA of Folsomia candida, 648 nucleotides long. RefSeq lists its product as uncharacterized. Bases 1 to 648 code for a protein of 215 amino acids. Lineage: Eukaryota; Metazoa; Arthropoda; Collembola; Entomobryomorpha; Isotomidae. The record is from RefSeq and is a predicted model, not a curated record. The transcript is spliced from 2 exons.
AUGUCGACAACCUCACCCAACACGACCGCGACUUUCAUGUCGACAACUCCGUCCAACACGACCGCGACUUUCAUGUCGACAACUCCUUCGAACACGACCGCGACUUUCAUGUCGGCAACUCCUUCCAACACGACCGCGACUUUCAUGUCGACAACUCCUUCCAACACGACCGCGACUUUCAUGUCGACAACUCCUUCCAACACCACAGCAACUUUCAUGUCGACAACCUCGCCCAACACGACCGCUACUUUCAUGUCGACAACUCCGUCCAACACGACCGCGACUUUCAUGUCGACAACUCCAACUCCUUCGAACACGACCGCGACUUUCAUGUCGGCAACUCCUUCCAACACGACCGCGACUUUCAUGUCGACAACUCCGUCCAACACGACCGCGACUUUCAUGUCGACAACUCCUUCCAACACGACCGCGACUUUCAUGUCGACAACCUCGCCCAACACGACCGCUACUUUCAUGUCGACAACUCCUUCCAACACGACCGCGACUUUCAUGUCGACAACUCCGUCCAACACGACAGCAACUUUCAUGUCGACAACCUCGCCCAACACGACCGCUACUUUCAUGUCGACAACUCCUUCCAACACCACAGCAACUUUCAUCAACUUUCAUGUCGACAACUCCGUCUAA